CUAUUUCAUGCUUCGUUUAUGAUCACUUCCAGCUUUACGCCUUCUUGACCCUUGUGUUCUCAUCAUCCGGAUGAAGAAACUCGGUCUGAACUGGAAGAGGAAAGUAUACGUCCUGUUGCUGCCUGGAGCCUCGCUUCGCUGACACGGCUUUACAUUCGGCGAGUUUGUUAGUGCAGCUCUCCGGGUGCUAAUGGAAGAACCGAAAGGGAAGCGGCAGAAAACCUGCCUGCCCAUCUGCUCCUGCCACCAGCCGGUGCCUGGGACCCAGGUGAAGCAGAACUACCCUGCCUGUGUGGAGGAAGCAGUGUGCGGGCUCGUCACCCUCUUUUACGAGCUUUCCUACCGUUUCCAGGCUUUGGCAGAGAUCUUUGAACAAGAUGACAUUGCUUUGCCCAGGGUUUCUGGCUAUUUCCGGCAAGUAGCUGAAGAAGAGGAGCAGAAUGCAAAAACCUUAAUUGACUACCAGAAGGAGCGAGGUGGUCACUACUGCGCCAAGGACAUUAAGAAACCCAGAACUGAGUCAGUCCAGAACAUCUGUCAGGCGCUGGAUCUGGCACUGCGCCAGUGGAAAACUGUGGCAACAUUCUUGGAAGAAUUGUGUGCACUGGGCAAAAGCUGCACAGACCCCCAUACCACCAGCUUCAUCAGAAAACAACUGCUUGUCCCCAAAAUCCAACAAAUCAAAGUGGUCAGUGAUUUGAUCACUAACGCUAACCGUCUGGGUUGUACAGAUGAAGGGCAAGUUAGCUUUGGGGAAUACCUCAUUGACCGACUGCAGGAAGAGUUGGAGAGGCCACCGGCCUGAGCUGGUCAUUAUUUGUUUCACGUUCCACUGGCCAGAUAUCACACCUUUUCUAUUUGCGUUGUAUCAAAUUCACUCUUUUAGAAAGAUUCUCCCUUUUUCUAGGUUAAGAAUUUAAAUGCUCUUUUUAAAAGGAAAGAAGCAACUUUUUAUAUUGCUCCUGGAAGUAGAUACAUCAUGGAAAAUCGAAUGAGUAUUGUACACUCCAUUUGGGUCCCAGCCAAACUGUACUUUGUACUAUUUCCCAACUUUUCCAUCCAGCAGUAUGAGGAAGGAUAGGGGACCACUUACAAAGAAUAUUUAGGUACAAAAUUCUCAAGUUAUUUUUUGAAUUAAUAAUAAGGAAUAGCUAGAGGUGAGAAUAUGAUUUUGAUUCAAAUAGACCUUUUGUUUAAAUGACCUUUCCUUUUACCCAAUGCAUUGGUUGUAUUAUGUUUCUCCAUUAUAUCAUUGGUUAAUAUCAUCCUCGCUAUCUCCUUAAACGGGAAUUGUACUAUUCGAUAUUUAGCUGACUAAACUGGAUAUUCUUUGUGGUCUUUUAAAAUGACCCAUUUUUCUUCCCAUUCAAUACGGAUAAACCUCGCGACAUUACGAUAUCAAAGAAUUAUUUCCAUGUUUUUGCAACUACAAAACCAAGACUUUUUGUAUCUGUGACUGGACCCGAAAUGUUAAUUCUGAUUUCUCAGAUGCGGCUAGACCUGCUGAAUUUAUGCAGCAAUUUCUGUUUAUGUUAUCUGCAAAGCUUGUGGUCCCUUCAGUGAGCAGCCGAAGGGAACAAGCACUCAUCAGCCAGUACACAUGGUGCUCUAAUAUAUAUUCCGCGCUGCAGGUCACACUUCUAGUGCAUUGAUGCCGCUUCCUCGAGUUUGUUUCCAUUUAAGUUCAGAAAUUCAUCCUUUGUUUACGACUUUUGAUUAGAGCAGUAUGGCCAAGGUAUCUUUUAAGGGCUAUGCAAUGCUGUGGCAACACCUUUGAUCAUUUUCUUAUCUCUAACUGUGCUGGUGUUAGGUGAAGCGGUGCCUAACGGUACCGUACUGAAUGGCUUUGAGCUGUCCUGCACAAAUUAUAUUGCAAUUCAGAGCAAGGUCUUCCACGAAAAAAAGACGUUUAGUUAUCCAUAAGGACGGGAUUUUUGACUAAGCUUUACCAGCCUGGGUGGGGUUUUUUUUGGGUGGGGGGGGAUGUCAAUAACCCGUCCUCCCGCCGGGACUUCUCUCUGUGCCCUAGAGAGACCGACAGUAACUUUUAAUGCUGGCUCCAAAAUGCACUUAAAAUCUCUCGAGACUGAACCGAACAUAUCGUUUUAUAACCGAUUAAAAAGGCCAAUGAUUUUAUGGGCAGUAUAUUUUCUUCUUUUGAAAGCAGAGAUUUUGAAAUCUAUUUUCUAAAUAUUUUUCGUACAGCAUUUUUUUUAAAAGAAAAGGAUAUUUUUACUGUCUUGCUUAACAAUCAGUUGAAGGGCUGGUUCACUGUUGGUUCUGUAAAUUGUGCUGUUUGGACCUGGUUCACAGUAUAUUCCGUGCUAACAAUCUCUAACGUCAGUGUGCCAGUGAAUGGUGUUUAUUGCUGUAGGUGGGGUUGCUUUUAUACUGGUGCGUUCAUCUCAUUGUUUCAUAGUAGAUUUUAUAGCCAUGUACCUGUGCCCAGAAUCAAAUAAACUGAGAAAACA
This is a messenger RNA of Rhincodon typus (whale shark), 2471 nucleotides long. RefSeq names its product Ferritin light chain, oocyte isoform-like. The record is from RefSeq and is a predicted model, not a curated record. Gene Ontology annotation, cellular component: cytoplasm. Gene Ontology annotation, biological process: intracellular iron ion homeostasis; iron ion transport. The transcript has 3 exons. Gene Ontology annotation, molecular function: ferrous iron binding; ferric iron binding. The coding region runs from base 191 to 805 and encodes 204 amino acids. Lineage: Eukaryota; Metazoa; Chordata; Chondrichthyes; Orectolobiformes; Rhincodontidae.